CCCAGGUCGGGUGGUACCACCUGGUGGUGCGGGGGAAGAUCGACCGGUGGACGCUGUAUGACAGCGCGCACGCGGACUACGAGAAGGUGCGCAACUUCAAGAAGGCCUGGCGCCAUCUGUGGUCGUUGGGCAUCUACGGACACCUGUUGUUUGCGUUUUUGUUCUAUCAAAAUGAAAAAUCCCCCCACCCCAUACUCAAGCUAGAAAUUUGUGAUGCAGAUUCGUGGUUACAAAUCAGCUUUGUCAUGCUAGAAGGGAAGAGAUGCGGACUGUAGUGCUGGUUGGCGUGCUGGGAAAGCCUUGCAUCUUCAGAAUGAAAGGGGGCAGCUGGAAGUGGGAAACAGCAUGACAAAUUGCCUGCAAACGAGGCCAAAGCUGCGUCUCUUGGCCUUCUAGCAUUACAGGUCGAUUUGUGUACUCGAAUACUGUAUUCGAGUACACAAAUCGACCUGUAAUGCUGUAUUAUACAGCAUCACAAAUUUCGUUUUCGAUAUGGGGAGGGGGGAUUUUUCCUUUUGAUAUGUUCCAGUACUGCGACGGGCUCUUGUCCAUUCCGGCGCUGGCAACGUUCCGGGCCUACCUGCCCAACGUGGACGACCUGCAGUUUAUGUUCCACGCGGCCGAGUUGAAGACUGUGCCGGCGCUGGAAACCCAGGGGCACCGGUACGGGGCGCUGCUGGACUUCGCGGAGGACCCCGCGGAAGACUUUUUCUACACCUGGGACGUCUCGCAGAUUACGAACAUGGAAAGCAUGUUCGACUCCGUGACCGGCGUGAUCCGCAGCCCCGAGGUCUCGCGGUGGGACACCGCGAAGGUGCGGAACAUGAAGCGCAUGUUCGCGAACACCAAGCUCGCACCCUGGAGCGUGGUGUUUUGGGACGUUCGGGAGGUGACCACGUUCGUGGAGAUGUUUGCCCAGACCGACCACGCGAACCCCUGCAUCAACCGCUGGCUUUUCCGCCCCGACGCGGACGUGACGGACAUGUUCAAAAAUGCGGUGUGCGCCACGCCGGAAACCAUGAAACCCACGGCGCCGGCCAUCCGAACCGCCAUCCACAACGCCGCCGCGCACUACCAGCCGAAGCUCUGCCAGGGGAGCGUGCCCGGGCGUGGGUGGGUUAUCCCCUUCGGCUGCGACGAGCCCACGCGGUUCGAUCUGCAAAUCGGUGCGGCGAACACGCGGGUGCGGAUCCCCCUGAUUCGGGACACCCACUACGAUGCGAUGGUGUACUGGGGGGACGACACCGGGGGGUCCAUGCUGAUUACCACCGGCACGGCAUUGGCAGACGUGGCUUUCACCUACAACGCGGCGGGCUCGUACCCUGUGGUCAUCGUAGGUGCAUCCUUCGUAUCCUGUGCAAAAGUAUCGUACUCGUAUUGCGACCAUGCAUUACAAAUCUUGUUCUUAAGCUAAAUUCGCAUUACAAAUUUUUUUUCUCAUGCUGACGCUGAGGAAAUUUGUAAUGCAUUUAUACGAGUGCGAUACUUUUGCAGUUCAUACUUCGCGCAGUGGCAAACCUUGACGCCGGACCCUUUGGACGCAGUUCCUCUUGCCGACCGAGCCACCACUACAGUUCCGGCAGUCACGAACGCGCGCGCGUAUGACCCGCUCAGAUCCCGCAAAAACCACAGCUGCUCCAAUAAAAUCAAGCUGAACAACAGUCUUGUUCGUCAUCUUGCAUGAACGACGAACUAGUAAAAGAACGAAGGGUGUGUCGUCCGCGCUUUGUUCCGACAACUCCAGCACUUGUCAUGCGCAUCUUACUUUAUGUAAUGCAAGUUUAUGUAGUGCCCUUGGUGUUGGUACUCGUACUAUGCUGUUGCCGAUGCAAAUCUAGAUCGCGCAACUUCUACUUCAGGACCACGAUCCAUCUCCGUUUCCAUUGCGACACCAGCUCGUUGAGAUUGUAACACUUGAGCAGGUUAUAGUGCGCGCCGCGAGAUUCGCCGGCUCGAGCAGGUCGAGUAUCCCUAUGAGAGACGCAAGUUGUUGCGGGACAGCCGACGGACUCGACUGCUUGGAACCUCCGGAAAGGAGUCCACUACAGCCGCAGCUAGCAGCAGGACCACGAGUGAAGAUGUGGGAAUGCUCGUUGACAAUGCUCGCGCGCGCCGAGUGCAAGAAGAGGACACAGAAGCUGCUACCCCGCCGGACCCGGCGUACUUGGCGUUCAAGCAAGCCCUGACGAAAAUAAUCGCCAUCGGGGAGAUCGGCUGGGUCUCUUUCGAGGGGGCUUUUGCGGAGCUGGACAACCUGCAGAGCCUGGACUUUACCGACAUCACGGUAUCGCCGUUGCACACGCACGGGGUGGAGUACUACUGCUUUCUUUUCAAGAGACUCUGCAUCGAGCGCACGGUAACUUUUGACGAGUCCGUGCUUUACGAGAACGGUGUGCGCACAUUUACAACAACCCUCCCGCCGGGAAUGCCGCGCCGUCGAAAUUUGCUUGACGGCUCAACAUCUAGUAGUCCGGCAGGUGAUAUUGGUCAACAAGCCGAUGUCCCCAGCAGUAGUACAGCAGCUGCUACCACCAGGGAUAGUGCGGCGAGCUACACAACUUCAUCAACUACGAUGUCUUCCGCGCCACCAAGCACCCUAGCUAGUACAACGUCAACAUCUCCACGACCCGAGUCACCCGUGAUGUUGAGAGCGCUACAAGAACGCAAGCACUUACGAGAGGAGUUUGCGGAUGCUUGGCGGGAGCGACCAAGAAAUUGGCAUCCACAAGAUCCAGUCAUAAAGCUGCCGUGGUUGAGCGGUAGGCACGAGAGCAGCGAGGGGAGGGGCACAUUCCUCGAGGCGGCAGGAGGAGAAGAAAGCACGAGGACUAGCACGCUGACCGAAAACCUGUACUCGGCCUUUUUCGGACAGGAGGACGAAGAAGAUCCCGCAAUUGCGCAACCAACUCGGACGACAACAAUCGGGACAACAACUACUCCGACGUCUUCCACGCGCGCUUCUUUCGCUUCCAAGCCGGGACAAGGGCGGCAGAAGAGACGGCUGUUUACCCGGCGGGAGCUGCAGAGCACCAGUUCGGGCGCCGCCUUGGUGGCGGUCUUUCCCUCCGUGACUUCCAUGAGUGGGUCGUUCGAAGGCUCUUUAUCCUGAGUAAAAACGUACCCACACCAUAGUCAAGUUGGGGAAUCGGCUAGACAAAUCCACAAGUUUUGGCUGUUUUGCAUGACAAAUUUGGAUUCGUAGUGUAGUGCUGUUUGAGCUAGCUCAGCAGCAUCACAGAUCUAGCAUACCAUGCUGAUUGGAGCAUGACAAAUUGCAAAACACGAUUGGAAAAUGCUUCUCAUGGGGCUCCGCAUGAGAAACAUUUUCAGCAUGCAGAUUUGCAUGACAACUCUGGUGUGGGUACGUUUUUACUCAGGAUACUCUUCCACCGUGGUUUUGGCCGAUCUGAACAGCUGGAAUCUGGGCGAGGUGACCAGCCUUGCCAACGUGUUUGCCGAUGCCCUGCAAGUGACCCUGGACACGGCGGACUGGAAUGUGGGCAAGGUGGCGGACUUCUCCGGCGCGUUCAUGAACAUGGUAGUUGCGAACCCAAACACCACUGCCUGGAACACCGGCAGCGGGGGAGCCUUCGCGAACAUGUUCCGCGGGACGGUUGCGGCCACGCCGGAUGUAUGCACUGCAAAUACAACGUCUGAGUUGCCUGGAACGCUGCGGCUUGUCAUGCUAAGUCUGGAUCGUGCAUCAAAGAUCUGUGACGCAUGGUUCCCAAAAGCUUUCCACUUUAUUUGACCAAGUUGAAGUUGAGAGGGAGUGUCUCAUGUAGGAUAGGCGUGAUAGAAGUGAUACAGAUCGCACAGAUGAAUCUGUUGUGCCAGGCCCUGCAUGGCAGACCCCGUGGGUCAUGAAAAAUCUGCAGGACGAGUCUUGCAAUCUUCCAGACAGACCCAGACAUAUUCUCACUGGAUAGGAUGUCUUGAAUUGGAAUACCGGGGCCGCCACGGACAUGUCGGGAAUGUUCCAGGGCACGGUGGCAGCGACCCCGAACGUGACCCUGUGGAACAUGCAAAGCAUCCAGACCAUCGCGUCUAUGUUCGAAGCCUCGCAAAACGCAGAGCCCAACAUCCUGCUCUGGACCACACCCAAUCUGCAAUCCAUGCGGCGGUUCAUUCAGGACGCCGGCAAAGCGGUGCUGUUGAUUGGGCCCAACUUCCGAGCGGUAGGUCUGACCAACAUGGACCUCAUGUUUGCCAACCGCGACAUCGCGCCGCGGACCGACCAUUGGGACGUGUCCACGGUAACCAGCAUGGAUCGCAUGUUCUACAACAAUUCGCUGGCGAAGCCCGACGUGGGUCCGUGGGACACACGGAGGGUGAAAAACAUGCACAAAAUGUUCAUGCGCGCGCCUCUGGCCGAGCCGGCCACCUCCGGGUGGAACGUGACCCAGGUCACCGACAUGGUCCGCAUGUUCGCGUUAUACAUUGCAAAAAUGUCUGGGUCUGGAAGAAGACAAACUUGUGAUGCGCAUUUCAAAACACAGAAAAAUCUCUCAUGCACAGGUAGCAGAAGCUGCCCACUUUCUGUCACCACAAUGGGGGAUCUGUCAUGCGGAUUAGGCAUUGCGGGAGCUUCGCGAAACCUGUGAUGCUAGAGCUUCCAUGCCAGACCUUGCGUGUCAUGCAAAAACAGCAUGACUCUUCCAGACCCCGACAUUUUUACAUUUGAUACGCGUACGCCACCAACGCGAACCCGGACGUUGCAGCGUGGAAUACCUUACGCUCUGCAAAAGUAUCGUACUCGUACUAAUUGCAAUCAUGCAUGACAAAUAUUUUUCCUAGGGCGAAACAGCAUUACAAAUUCCACUUUCCUGCUUGCAGAAAUUUGUCAUGCGAUUUAUACUAGUACGAUAUUUUUGCAGUUCAUAUACCUCGAAGCUGCAGAGCAUGCACGGCAUGUUCAUGCACACCGACCGUGCGGCCCCCGACUGCACCCUCUGGAACACCACGGGGGUGACAGACUUCUCGCAAAUGUUUGACACCGCGAAGGUGGCCAAUCCGGACACGGAGAAGUGGAACACGCGCAAAGUGUUCAACUUCACGCGGAUGUUCGCGGCCACGGGACUUGCGGACCCGAAUAUGGGAAGGUGGCGCAUGGAGGAGGCCGUGUACCUGAACCAGAUGUUUAAGGGUGCCCAGGCCGCGACCGCUCACUCCACCUGGGGGUGGCAGUGGCUUUACGAGGACAUACCCCUCUCAGGAGCAGCACUUGCUCGUGCACGGACGAGGCAAUUGCAACAGGAUGUCGUUGAGACACCUUUUACACCACCGCCAUCACCAAUGGAGGAAUUCGAGCGAGAGCGGGCAGCCUGGCUUAUAAACAUAACGGACGAAAGACGCCACGAGCACCGGAUCCAAUUUCUGAACAAUUUUCCCGUCAGAGGUACACUUUUACCCGGCCCGAGCGGUCCUCAAGCCUCUUUUACUGUGUCCCAUGACCACCGGCGGGCGACCUCCGCGACGAGAGGUUUAUUAGGCAGGACGCUGCAGCAGGACGGCGCCGGCAACGCCACGGAUGCAGCUUCUUCUAGUGAUGCAGGAGGAGAUCUGUAUAGUGUAGAGCAAAAAGUAAACGCUCGCGGGAUUUUCAUUCCCCUGGACUACGCGCCGACCAAGUUCUAUGGAAAUGUCAGAAUCGAAAUUGACAAAGUAGAAAAGUUUGCGAUGCACAAAAUCGAUGUCAGUUGGAGCCUCAGUUUCCAAGUGGCGCAUGACCAAUUUCGAGAGCACCCAAAUACAGCCUGUCAUGCUGUUUGAGCAAAGGAGACUGCUCCUGUCGUGCUACUCUGGCAGCACAUUGCAUACCCAUAAACAGGCUCACAAUCGGGCUCAUUUGCCUGCUCCCCAAUACAAGCUUUCGGCGCCCUACAUUUUAUACAUCACAAGUUUUUCGAUUUCGUCGAUUUCGAUCCUGACACAUCCAUAAGUUCGGCUCCGUCCGUAUGGUGUUCUCAACUGUUACAUUCUCAACUGUUACAUGAUUUGUCAUGCAAAAUAGCCUUCAGAAUCGACACCAUCAAGCUGCUCCGCAUGACAAAUUCUCAGAGGGCCAAACAGGCUGAUAAUCGGCGCCAAAUCUGUCAUGCAAGACGCGCAAGAUCUCCCCUAUCACUUUUGCCAUUCUUGCAUCACAAAUUCAUGUAACAGUUGAGAAUGUAACAAUUGAGAACGCCAUAGUCCGCAUGUGGAGCUACGCGGACGAACCGGCUCCGCUGGGUAUCGUAAGGAAAAAUCCCCCCUCCCCAUAUCGAAAACGUAUCCGUCUGAAAAUUUGUGAUGCGCAUUUGUGACCUCAAAUCCUGGCUGUCUUGCAAGAAGGCAAGUCCAGAAAGCGUUCCGCAUUUUGCAGGCGGUUUGUGAUGCUGUUGGGCUAAGAGCAUGCGCGUUUGUCAUGCUAGGCGCCUACGUCAAAACCUCUCGACUGAGGCUUGGCAUAUGCCUGCAGUCCUCUACUGCAAGACAAAUCUGAUUUGUGUAUGGAAAUCCAGCAUCAGAAACGUCGUUUCGAUAUGGGGAGGGGGGAUUUUUCCUUUUGAUACUGGGGUGUGUGAACUCUUUUGGGUGCCGCCUUUACAUGUACGGAGAUUACCAACCGGAGCCCUUCCCAACCAACAUGCGCCACGUGUACAUGUAUCCCACGAAAAAACUGUUUCACUGUAAGGUAGGAUCAUUUUGCAGGUUUUGCAUGACAAGUUCGCUCUACAUGACAGAGAAAAUUUGCCAUGCAAGCUUCCUAAGGGAAAACACAGCUAAAAAUCCACUUUCUUGCAUGUGUAGCAAGACCACAAAUACUUCUGCGUUCCAUUUUAUGCAUCACAAGUUUACAGUGAAACAGUUUUUUCUUGCGAUAACAUGGAUGAGAUGUUCAAAGACACCAUCCGGGCCGACCCGAGCACGAAAAAUUGGUACAUGAAGUACGUGGUUUCAGCCCGGGCGAUAUGCAUUGCAAAUAUGUCUGGCUCUGGAAGAUUGCGAGAUUUCUCAUGCUCGUUUGGCAUGACUCCAAACUCUGUAUUGCGUAGGGCCAUCGGAAGACCUCCUCUUGUCUGUCAUGCAAAAACGAUGUUUCUCAUGCGGAAACGGAAUACGCAACACAGAGCCACGAGAAAAUCUGUCAUGCUUGGCGGUGCAUUACAGUGCGCUGUCUAUUCACUGACAUGCGUCACAAGUUUUCAGACCCAGAGGACAUAUUUGCACUUGAUAGGCGAUGUUCGAAAACAGUCUGCACGCGAACCCGGAUACGUCCAAGUGGGGCCUCGACCGGAUGACGGACAUGUCCUUCAUGUUCAACAAGGCGCGGCGGGCGAACCCCUGCACGCUGAAGUGGUCGUACAUGCCGCAUUUGCGCGACCUCCGGGGGUUUCUGAAGGACGCAGCCUGUGCGGCUCCGCUGUACGAGCGGUGGGACGUGCUCCGCGUCGACUGGGAGGCCGACGGAAAGAUCGACUUCUUGUACGGAAACCAGAUCGACGAGAUGCUUGGGGGCGACGUGGAAAAUGGUACCCUGUGCUUCGAGUCCCCGGACUACAUAUCAAAUGUAAAAAUGUCUGGGUCUGGAAGCUUGCCAGGUUUGUCAUGCAUAUUUUGGAAGACUCGUGAUGUCUGUGAUGCAUGCUGUAGCAUGACAGAUUUUUAGAGGCCUUUGUGAUGCCUCUACCGCAUGAGAAAUGCCCUCUCCGGGUAGCACAAACUGGAGUUAUGUUGCCGGUCAUUCAAUGCAAAUUUUUUUAGAAUCUAGAGACAGCAUCACAAGUUUAGAAACUUCCAGACCCAGACAUUUUUGCAUUUGAUGCUACAGCAACGAAUACCAAAAUUUUCCGCCCCCCGCCCACAAGGGUUGCCCGGAGUACGAGAAAAUUCCCUACCCCUACCUCACGUUCCUCCCCGCCUUCCCCGCCAUUUUGUGGGUGCAGAUCUACUUCAUCAUCCUGUGUCUGUGCACCUGGCGCCGUACCAACAUCGACCGCAUUUCCACGAAGCCCUCGGAGACCACCAAAUAUAUCAUCACCGAGGUGUGGACCCCCCAGCACUGGCAGGACACCUACUGCAACCGGCGGAAGCGGAGCCUUCGCCCGCACGAAAACGACGACCCGGAGGAUGAAUCGGAGGGCGCGUUGGCCGGCGCGCCCAAGGGCGCCGGGAGGGUAGACGUCAAGGCGGAGGGCGAGGCAGAGGGCGACGCGGCAGCCGCGGUGGAUGACCGUGAGAGCACGGGGGAGUCUUCCUCCAGCACAUCGCGCUCCUCGCAUAUCGAAGGAAAAAAGUGAUACAGUUACACACGACAUCGAAAAUAGCGUAUUUUUUCAAGGGCAGGCUAGAACUUUUUUCGAGCCGCGGCUACCUGUCACGCCUAUUGCGUUUUCAUUUUCGUGUCAGUGUAAGUCUCGAACACAUCAAAACAGGAGCGGAAUCGGUAGCAAUGAUUUUCGUCCGUUGAGUAUCCGAGUGGGGGCACUCAUUUACACUGUCAGGAUGGAAAGACUCACGAUGGGCAUAAGCAUAGGCGUAGGCUGGCUAGGCUUAGGCUGUGCGAUUCUACUAGGCUAGGCAUGCUGUACGAAGCUACUGGCUACGUCCGUGAUUGAAUUUCAGGGAUCCUGCGGGCGCAGGCUCUUCCGUGGGUGUCUGAGAAAAUAUCUCGCCUACAAGUCAAGCGGCGCAUGCUUGAUAGCGCAACACUCGUGCUACAGGGCUACCAAAACCCUGCCAAUGUUCACCCGGAGGCGGUUUGCCACUCUUGUGACCGAGUCCCCUUCCAUCUGUAUUCUCUGCUUCAUGUUGUCACGGGAUGGGGCCAGGAAACAAAAGGCCAGCGAACCGCAUUCCGGGCCAGCCAUUGGGAGAGGAGCGCCAAAAUAGGCGCGCCCUCAGCUAGCUAGUGUAGGACGUAACUGAUGGGGCCGAUGGCUGGCUGCAUUCGUCAUGUCUGCGUCAUUCAUCAGAAACGAAGUUUUCGCCGACCUGCGUUCCAAAAAAAUUCUUACUGAACGUAUGAAAAUAUUCGGUUUUAUUUUUCUUGCAAUGUGUAACAGUAACACUUUUUUUCCUCCAGUACAUCGCGCUCCUCGCAGUCGAAGAGCGGCGAUUCGGGCGGCGGCGCGGCCGCGGGCCCGCCAAAGGUUCUUCGACCCCCGAAGUCGCCAAAGCGCCGCAGCGUUGGCAGCGAUGACGCAAUGAAGGACAAAGUAGACUCAACAUCAGCUGCAAAGUCCUCCUCGUCAAAGCAAAAGCGCCGCAGCGUGGGCAGCGAUGAUGCGAUGGCUGGCGACGUCCAUGCCGGGCCAGGACCACCCGGCGGCGGCGCACAGGACCAAGUCGGGGGCUCGUCCUCGUCUUCGCAACAGCCGCACCGCCGCAGCGUCGGGAGC
Amoebophrya sp. A120 is the source of this 9383-nucleotide messenger RNA. The record is from the annotation of a GenBank genome assembly. NCBI's taxonomy places the organism in Eukaryota, Dinophyceae, Syndiniales, Amoebophryaceae.